Alligator mississippiensis (American alligator) is the source of this 2431-nucleotide messenger RNA. Its product is annotated as ALK receptor tyrosine kinase. Gene Ontology annotation, cellular component: membrane. The coding region runs from base 402 to 1358 and encodes 318 amino acids. Lineage: Eukaryota; Metazoa; Chordata; Crocodylia; Alligatoridae. Gene Ontology annotation, molecular function: protein binding. The transcript is spliced from 9 exons. The record is from RefSeq and is a predicted model, not a curated record.
CUGCAGUUGUGUUGGCCACUUAGUUUAAGAGAUGAGCUUCAGCUGUAGGAGGCAGUUGGUGGGGUUGAAGUUGCAAUGCAAUUCCAGUACUACCCUGCUGUAGGAAAUCAAAAGUUCAGAUUUGGAGAUGCAAAUGAUUUUAAUACUUUGAACAAGGCACUGAAAGUCCAUAGUAUGGCGGAACAGAUCAUAAUACAUUCUCCUUCCUUAUGUAUUCAAAACUCUGCAUCUGGAGAAAACCAGGACCAUUUUCAGGGUAUAAGUAAAAGUAGAUGAUUUUGCAGCAGUGCAGAAAGUGAUCAGGACUCAGGCUGGUUCCUGAUCAUGGUCUGAACACUUUGGAAUCCCCAACAAAUAGUCCUCUUCCUUCUGAUCACUCUGCUUGGAAUCUCACCUGGGUCAUGAAAGACUCUUCCCCUUUCUCCCGUCACAGAGGGCAACACAUAUUUGACUGCAACUUUGAAUCAUCUUGUGAGCUGGAAUACUCUCCUCCUUUGAAAGAUAAGGAAAGCAACAACCAGGCUUGGCAGAGAGUGAGUGCAGAGGAGAUUUCCCAGCUAAACCUUUCGGGUGUACCAGAAAGAGAUUACUCUGAGGAUUCAUCAAGAGGUUCAUUUCUGUUCCUUGAUGCAUCAUAUAACAUCAGCCCUGUCAUCCUGAGCCCCUGGCUGAGAAGCAGUAGUGAUCACUGCACCGUGCAAGUGGCUGUGUACAUGCAUCUCCAGCAAAAUGGAGAAUAUAUUGCCCGGAUCCACCCCAUUGAUGAAAGCAGCAGUGAAAUCCCAUUAAUCCCAAAUCAGGAGAAAAAUGGAUGGAUGCUGCUUCAGAAGAGAGUUGGACGUCUUGAGAAACCUUUUCGGAUCUCACUGGAAUAUACAGCUAGUGGGAACAGAAGCUUAGCUGCUGUGGAUUCUUUUGCAAUAAAGAACUGCACUGCAGGAUCUCCCCCUGCUUCCAAAAUGGUCCUUGAAGGCUUCUUCAGUUGCUGGAAUGGAACAGUGAUCAAACUGAGGCAAGCAUGUGAUUUCAUCAGGGACUGCACAGAGGGAGAGGAUGAGGGAGACAUUUGCAAAAAACUUCCUUCCAGUUUUUACUGUUCAUUUGAAGAAGGCGACUGUGGCUGGACACAGAGCUCUUCUGCUUCUCACAUUCCUCCAUGGCAGAUUGGGAACCCGGAGUACAGCCGCUUUCCUUCACUAGAAGGCUGCGCGCUUUUGCUGAACACCAGCGAGGCACUUGCAGCAGAAACAACCGUCGUGACCAGCGCUGUGUUUCCAGCUCCAAUUAGAAACUCCCCCUGUGAGGCAAGUCCUGAAUUCUCCUCUUUCUCCUUUAACACUUUCCGAACUCUCAAGUGACCCAGCUCAGUUUUCAAACAAAGCCACUGACAUGCUUGGUGGCUCAGACUGGCACGUGAGGAUAGGUGCCCAUUUUGGGGACCCACGUACAGGCACAAGAUCCAGGUGCCCUGUUACAGUGCACAGCCGAAACAGAAUCUGUGUAUGUAAAAUGAAGACUGUCUGGUUUAUACUGUAAAUGUAAGCUGGUGAGAUGAGUUUUGUAUUAAUGAUCAUCAUAAUUGGGCAUCUAUGUUAAUGCAUCGAUCAGCCAGAACUCUGUAAAUAUAGUGACAAAGGGCCAUACCAUGGGUUUGGCAGCCUAAGUAGCAAAGGGAGAGGGGAAAGAUAGAGAAUUGUCUUAUACCAAUAGUAGCAACCAACAGCAUUCCCUUUACAGGCAAUAGCAAAGAUACACAUGCCUUGGAAGGUUGCAUACUUACUAAACUUGUAGAUGACAUAAAGUAUUGGCUUGUAACAGGCACUCUAGAGGGUAGGAUUAGAAAUUCAAAAUGACUUUGCUAAACUGGAAUAAAUGGGCUGAACUUAAUUGAAUGAAAUUCUGUAAGGACAAAUGCAAAGUUAUGUUCAUAGGAUACAAUAGUCAAAUACACAGAUAUAAAUUAGGGAAUGACUGGUUAGUCUGUUCCACGUGUCGGAGCAGACAUCUGGCACAUGUAUAGGUGCUCAUAAGUUUCACUUGCAAGUCAAGGGAAGUGAUUAUUCUGCUGUUCAGCCCUGGUGAGGCCUCAUGUGGAGUACUGUAUCCAGUUUUGGGCCCCCCCCAAUUCAAGAAAGAUGUGGAUAAAUUAGAAAGAGUCCAGCAAAGGACAAAAGGAAUGAUUAGCAGUCUAGGAAACAUGAUUUACAAGGACACUUAGGAAGAACUGAGAUUAUUCAGUACUGAGAAGAGAAGCCAAGAGCUUUCUGGGUGGCAUGAACAGAAGCAUCAUAUCUAAGUCACAGGAAGUGAUUCUUCCACUCUAUUGAGCACUGGUGGGGUUUCACUUGGAGCAUUGUGUCCAAUCUUAUGGAUUUAAUUGGUGUUGCUGAGUAAAUCAUAUGUGGUCUAGCACCAGCAGUUCACAAAAUAA